This is a messenger RNA of Zonotrichia leucophrys gambelii, 1338 nucleotides long. Its product is annotated as putative lysosomal acid lipase/cholesteryl ester hydrolase. Gene Ontology annotation, molecular function: hydrolase activity, acting on ester bonds. The transcript has 10 exons. Lineage: Eukaryota; Metazoa; Chordata; Aves; Passeriformes; Passerellidae. The record is from RefSeq and is a predicted model, not a curated record. Bases 157 to 1338 code for a protein of 393 amino acids.
CUGCUCUUCACCAAGGACUAGCUGCAGGCAGUGCCAGGAGCCCUCCCAGCUGCCUCACCCUCAAAUAAGCACUGGCUCAGAGAAGAAUCUGAUUUUUCCCCUGCAGGGAGAGGAGGAAAGGUGGAAGAACAGGAUCAGGUGCUGCAGUUGGGUGAGAUGUGGCUGCUGCUGGUGGCCCUGUGCCUGGCCCAGGGGCUGGAAGGUGCCAUCCCAGGUGAUGAAUUCUUCCACAACCCAGAGAGGUUCAUGAACAUUAGCGAGAAGAUCCUUUUCCACGGCUACCCCAGCGAGGAGUACGAGGUGAUGACAGAGGAUGGCUACUUCCUGAGCCUCAACAGGAUUCCCCACGGCAAGGAGGGCACCAGGCUCUCAGGAGGCAGGACCCCCGUGCUGAUAGUGCAUGGGUUUUGCCUUGAUGGUGGUGACUGGGUGGACAACUUACCCGAGAACAGCCUGGCCUUCAUCCUGGCGGACGCGGGAUAUGACGUCUGGAUCGGGAACAACCGCGGGAGCAGCUGGUCCCGCCGGCACCGCAGCCUCUCCACGGCCUCCGAGGAGUUCUGGGACUUCAGCUUCCACGAGAUGGCUGUGUACGACCUGCCGGCCAUGGUGGGCUUCAUCCUGAUGCAAACGGAGCAGAAGCAGCUGUUCUACGUUGGCCACGCUCAGGGCAGUUCCCUGGGUUUCAUAGCGUUUUCCAGCUUGCCACAUCUGGCCAAGAAAAUCAAACUCUUCUUUGCCCUGGCUCCCGUGUAUACCUUCCGCCACGUCCGGGGCCCUGUGUUAAAGCUGGCCUUCCUACCAGACCUGCUGCUCAAGGAGAUAUUUGGAACCAGAGAGCUGGUUCUGGUGCCAAGGAAGGAGAAGCUGUUCCUGGUUGACAAGUGCAGCAAGCCACUGGAAGCUGAAGUGUGUGCCGACAGCAUCUUCCUGGUUGGAGGCUUUGACAGGAACAACUUGAACAUGAGCCGACUGGACGUGUACCUAUCUCAUUUUCCAGACUAUACAUCAGUAAAAAAUCUCGUGCACUGGGGACAGACUGCAAAAACCGCCGAGUUCAAGCAGUUUGACUACGGGCUGAGAAACAUAGAGAAGUACAACCAGCUGAGCCCUCCCUCUUACGAGAUCGAGGCCAUGCGGGUGCCGGUGGCCGUGUGGAGCGGGGGGCACGACUGGGUGACCCCCCAUAAGGAGACCGAGCGCUUGCUGUCCCGCCUCACCCACGUCGUGCACCACGAGCACUUCCCCGACUGGAACCACUUCGACCACCACUGGGGCCUGAACGCCCCCCAGCGCAUGUACCAGCGGAUGGUGGCCAUGAUGGAGGAGAAUCCAUGA